AUGGACGCAAACACGCAAUCGCAACAAACCGAAACAUCCAAAUCCGCACAAAUACUCUCCCAGGAUAACUCCUCCCGCACAACAGCAACAUGCACGAAAACCGAAACCCUACCCACCCCCCGGGCCCGCGACACCGAAUUAUUCCACCCCACCCCCACCAGCACCCUCACAGCCCUCCCGCGCGCACCCCCACCCUGGCGCGCCCGCAAAAAACGCCAACAAGUAAGCAGCUGCACAUGGCGCAAGCAGCUCUGGUGCUCGUCCUGCGAAACCCUCCACCCAAAGAGCUAUUUCACCCCCACCGAACGCCUCGUCCCCGACCACAUCCGGCAGUGCACCGGGACAGUCUCGCACAUCCGCCUGUGCGACCACCUGCAGCGCCUGAACCACUGGGAGAUGCAGCGCGCCGCCGCGCCGUGCUUCCUCGACGCGUCUCCCUCGUCCCCCUCGGCCAGCCGGAUGCUCUGCCCCGAGUCGUGCGUCGCCGUCGAGCAGUACUACCCGCGCUCAUCACCCGCCGCACGGCCACGCGGUCGCGGCUGUGGCGGGGGACAGCAGCACCAUGGGGCAAGGAGGCGCUCGUCGUCGAUGCAGUUGGUGAGGAAGCACGUGAGGCUGGAUGUCGAUGACAGGGCGCGGCUGGGGGUCGAUGAUCACGAGUUGCUGGCGGGCGUUUUCGCGGCGGAUGCGCAGCUGUGCCCGCAUUUGCGCGUUGCGGACUGUUUAAACGACUUUCGCUUUUGCGGGGCGCCGACGGCGCAUUUCCAUCCGAAGGGGCAGGACGAGUGUGGGAAGAAGUGUAGCGAGUUUUUUUGGUGCCCGAGGGCGUAUGAGGGGUGUAAUACGUCACUGUACCUUUACAGUCGUAGGGUGCAUUAUCCGUCGCUUAGGAGGGGGAGUGAGAUUGCUGUUGUGAGUGGUGGUGCUGGGGAGGAGGGCGAGACUACGGGGGAGGAUGUGGCGAGGGAGAAGGUGGAGAAGGAUAAUGGAGGGUCGUUCGACCAGAUCCAUUUGCUGUCGUUCCGGAAUCUGGGGCCGAUGGACGAUCCGAACGAUACGGCAUGGUUGAUGCAGUUGGACGAUGGAUGGAGAGGAUGUGUGAAGCGGAACAAGGCCAAGUUCUGGUCGAGAAUACGUAGGAAAGCCCGCAAGCUAUUGCGGCACUGA
Messenger RNA from Lasiodiplodia theobromae, 1167 nucleotides. RefSeq lists its product as uncharacterized. The record is from RefSeq and is a predicted model, not a curated record. Lineage: Eukaryota; Fungi; Ascomycota; Dothideomycetes; Botryosphaeriales; Botryosphaeriaceae. Bases 1 to 1167 code for a protein of 388 amino acids. The transcript has a single exon.